This is a messenger RNA of Fulvia fulva, 1032 nucleotides long. Its product is annotated as 2-dehydropantoate 2-reductase. The record is from RefSeq and is a predicted model, not a curated record. Lineage: Eukaryota; Fungi; Ascomycota; Dothideomycetes; Mycosphaerellales; Mycosphaerellaceae. Gene Ontology annotation, molecular function: 2-dehydropantoate 2-reductase activity. The transcript has a single exon. Gene Ontology annotation, cellular component: cytoplasm. Gene Ontology annotation, biological process: pantothenate biosynthetic process. The coding region runs from base 1 to 1032 and encodes 343 amino acids.
AUGUCUUCUUCACCUCACAUUCUGGUCAUCGGCUUCGGAGCCAUCGGCGCCUUCUUCGCAUCACGUCUAGCCAGCGUUCCAGGCGUGAGAGUAUCAGCGAUAUGUCGCUCCAACUACAAAAUCGUAAAAGAAAACGGCAUCCGUGUCACCAGUCCGACCUUCAAAGAAGUGGUCUUGCGGCCAACAUAUACCUUCGCCAACAACGAUGAAGCCCGAGAACAAAAGCAGAAAGAUGGGAUCGUCUGGAGUCAUCUCUUAGUAACGACGAAAGUCCUCCCCGAAUUAGGUGAUCCAGCAGCACUUCUUGAUGGCCUAGUCGAUUCGGGCACUGCUAUUGUUAUUCCACAGAAUGGUCUAGGUAUUGAAGAGCCUUACCACACCCGUUUCCCGAACAAUCCCAUCAUCAGCGCAACGACAAGGACUUCGGCAAUACAGUCCUCGCCCGGCUAUGUCGAGCAUAAACACUGGACUCGUACUACGAUAGGACCUUUCGCGCGGCCCGAUGGCUCUGAUCUCGCUACUCUGCGUACGGCUGAGUUUGUUGAUCUGUUGCAUCAGGCGGACAUACCAGAUAUAGAUCACCUUGAUCAUAUUGGCAUGCAAUUCGCCCGCUGGCAUAAGACAGCCAUCAACGCGGCCUUGAACCCCACUGGUGUCCUCGCAAGGGGUUCGAAUUCUGUCUCGCCGACGAACAAUGCCAUGGGUAUCGACCUUGAUGUGUGUGAGCAUAUGAAAGCUGUGAUGAAGGAAGUCUUGCACGCUGCUACUGUUGUGCUGGGGAAGCCAUUGCCAGACAGUCUGCCAAGCGUGGAGGACGUCUUUGAGGGUGUGAAAGCGGAUCAGAGUGGGAGCAAGCCGAGUAUGUGGGUUGACUGGGAGGCUGGAAGACGAGUGGAAGUCGAGGCCAUUCUGGGUGAGCCCGUGCGGAGGGCGAGGGAGGUGGGUGUGGAGGUGCCGAGGACGGAGAGUAUGUAUGCGCUUCUGAAGAUGGCGCAGGGAUUGAGGCUGGGUGACGAGAGUGGAGGGGCGUGA